Molecule: messenger RNA, 3806 nt
Organism: Silurus meridionalis
Lineage: Eukaryota; Metazoa; Chordata; Actinopteri; Siluriformes; Siluridae
Gene: epb41l5
Product: erythrocyte membrane protein band 4.1 like 5
Exons: 26
Coding region: 433-2700 (755 amino acids)
Cellular component (GO): cytoskeleton
Molecular function (GO): cytoskeletal protein binding
Source: RefSeq, a predicted model, not a curated record
AUGUAAGACAGAAAGAAGAACUGUGAAAGGAUUAAUUCUGGAGUUUCUGAAGUGGAAACCGGCGUCCUGUGAAAAAAAGAAAUGUGGGGAGACAAAAAACAAGAACACCACUAAGAAGAAUAUGAAGUAAUACGCUUCAUUGCCCAGGCGACCUCUUUAAAUGCAAAUCUAAUCGUAGGGAUUUAUAUGACGUCAUUUCCUGGUGAAGGAGGAGGGGGAGCUCCUACAUCUUCGGGACGUGGGGAAACCAAGCUGAAGUUUGGAUUGGAGCAGUUCCUGGGGGAAAGCGCUGUAUUAGUGCGAGGGCUGAGUGCGGGGAUGGCGGCGUGCAUGCUCAUCGCGGUGCUGUGAGAGGAUCGGAGAGCUUUUUUAAAUUCCCCUCCUUCGGGACCGAGACGUUCCGCUGCCGGUGGACCACUUUAAAGCACAGUCAUGCUGAGUUUCCUGCGGCGGACUCUGGGCCGGCGCUCUGGCCGUAAGCAUGCUGAGAAAGCUCGGCUCCGGGAAGCCCAGCGCGCACAAACGCACAUUCCUGCGGCCGGAGAUGCGAGUUCCAUCAUCACAUGCAGAGUGUCGCUGCUGGACGGGACGGAUGUCAGCGUCGAUUUGCCGAAAAAAGCCAAAGGUGAGGAGCUGUUUGACCAGAUCAUGUAUCACCUGGAUAUCAUUGAGAAGGACUACUUUGGGCUGCGCUUCAUGGACUCUGCACAAGUGCCGCACUGGCUGGAUGUAACAAAAAGCAUUAAAAAGCAGGUCAAAAUUGGUCCUCCGUAUUGCCUUCACAUGCGAGUUAAGUUUUAUUCCUCAGAGCCCAACAACCUGCACGAGGAGUUAACACGAUACCUGUUCGUGCUGCAGUUGAAGCAGGACAUCCUUAGUGGCAAGUUAGACUGCCCCUUCGAUACGGCCGUGGAGCUGGCAGCCUUCUCUCUGCAGGCCGAGUUGGGCGACUGCGACCCCGCAGAACACGGCCUCGACCUGGUGUCAGAGUUCCGCUUUGCACCAGAGCAGACGGAAGAGAUGGAGAUGGCCACCUACAACGCCUGGAAAGAGUGCAGGGGCCAGAUGCCUGCGCAGGCUGAGAUAAACUACCUGAACAAGGCCAAGUGGCUGGAGAUGUAUGGGGUUGACAUGCACAUGGUUAAGGCCAGAGAUGGAAAUGAGUACAGUUUGGGACUGACCCCCACCGGAGUGCUCGUGUUUGAGGGUGAAACCAAGAUCGGCCUGUUCUUUUGGCCCAAAAUCACACGGUUAGACUUUAAAAAGAGCAAGCUGACCCUGGUUGUGGUGGAAGACGAUGAACAGGGCAAAGAGCAGGAGCACACAUUCGUAUUUCGCAUGGACCACCCCAAGGCCUGUAAGCACUUGUGGAAGUGUGCAGUGGAGCAUCAUGCUUUCUUCAGGCUGCGUGGCCCCGUCCAGAAAGGCUCCUCCCAAUCAGCGUUCAUUCGCAUGGGCUCCCGUUUUAGAUACAGCGGAAAGACAGAAUACCAGACCACGAAAUCUAGCAAAGCUCGGCGCUCGGCUACUUUCGAGAGACGUCCCAGCCGUCGCUACUCCAGAAGAACUAUGCAGAACAGAGGUCCAUUUGUUCCCAAAUCCCUAGAGAACCAGAAUAAUGGAGUAAACCCCAGUCAGGAGACGAAGCAUGUCCAGCCUGCGUGGCCCGGAGUGUCUGCCGUCUCCCAGCCCUUGGCGCAGGGUCCCUUGUCCAUUGAAGCUCUCUCCAGGAGUCCUGGAAGCAGCCAAUCAGGGAAGAGAAGCGUCUCAGACGUGGCAGACCUGCUGGAGACCUGCGUGGACGACCUCAUCCAGAGACCUGUUCCCAUGGUGACGGCAGGCUCGGCUGAAGAGGCAGGGCCUAGUGUUGCUGUCUCCAGCCCCAGCGCAGUCCCUGAGAACCUGUCUCUUACUGAUGCUACAGCUCGACUUAAGCAGCUGGAAAUGGACAACACGCCGUCCUCCACUCCUGCUCGCCCUAACAUCAAUGUCAACAUGAACAACCAGGAGGACGUGCUGAAGCUGACGGAGAAGAGUCUGAGCAGUGUGAGCAGCAGUCCCGUCCUAAGCCAGCUAAAGGCACCGGAUGAGCUGAAGAGCAACAUCCUCAAAGCUAUAGCUGAGGCAGCGCUCAGGGGCACAAGAGAGGAGAUUGGAGUCACAGGAGAGAAGAACUGUAACCUUCAGGAUGCUGCAGCUAGGCUGAAGGGUCAAAGUGGGCAGCAGGAAAACACUUCCUCUCUGACUACAGGCAGCCGGGAGGCACUGAUUCAGACAUGCUCCAGCAGCCUCGAAGCAAAAACAGAUGAGUUCAUCUUCUCUUCACCUAGCGUGCCAGCAGAACCAGUGAUCGAAGCCUCCUCAGCCAAGGACAAAACAGAAGAACGGGAGGCACAUGCAGCCCCCCAGAUCGAUAACCUGAUAGACUUCACUGAUCCUACACCAGUAAUGCAGCCGCCCAAACCCAUCAUUACACCUCGAUGGAUCGUUCCAGCAGCACCGACUGGCACCUUUACUAACGGCCUCCUAGAGCUUGACAAAGCAAAGACGGCAGCGCAGCCAGGCGAAGGUGGCGCUCCCGCCUCCCUCCCUCACCUCCCUCACUUCCCUCAUACUCAUAAUGUGAUUGCCACCAGCAUUGUGGCUCAUCCUCAGAGGAACAACCACAGACCCAGGGGCCUGCUGACCACUGAACUCUAAGCAACAUACGUCCGGCAGUAACUACCUAAAAACUUUACCCCGUCCCACUCUACUGUCCCCCCCACCACCACCCCCUUCCACUCUACAUUCCAGUAUGAUGCUGCUUGCAAUGCAUUCCAGCACAGAGACUUUCCAGUGCGUGUGUAGAAGAGUAGACGUUGUGUCUUGAUCAGCCUUCACACCGCAGGAACUCGUUAGUUUGCCACUGGACUCGUCGCAGAGGACUUGCGAACAAGGCGUCGCUCUGCCCCCUGCUGUCCUCACAAAUCAUGUUACGUCACUGUGAAAAGAGCAAAAGGACCGUGAUGGAUCCCCAGCACUGGAAACUUUUAUUUAUAGAACAUAGUGUUUUUUUGUUUUUUUUUUAACCUUUGGCUUCCUGCGAUAGACAUUUAGUUCGAAGUAUACGAUUUUAAACGCUGUACAACAAACCGGAUCAUUAUUAGAGGUCAAUAUUCUGUAGCACUGGACGACCUGCAGUCUUUGAGCGAUCGAGCCAUUUUUUUUAUUUUAAAUCCAGAGUGUCGUUUUUAAGUUAGUCGUUGUGACCCGCCUUAUUUUAACAGUAUGUUCCAGGUGUUACAUUUAUAGCUACAUUUACAGUAUAAAUCUGUUCUUUUUAUCAUUGUUUUAUGCUUUUGACUGCAACAAUUCGGCGGAUCUUCAGUACACGGUUUUGCGCUACGUUGAUCGCCACUCGGAGAUGAUGCGAUCACAGUGCAGGCCAGGAAGUAUUCGGAAGGGCUAAUGAAAGAAGUGUUGCACAGUGAUCCGCUGAGCUCGGUCACACCUGGGGAAGAAAGAAAGAAGAAAAAAAAAGUUGUUGAAGAUGUUCUGUAUCAUUUUGCAUUCACUGAUUGUCCACCAGCUCAGUCGUCACGGUUGCGCUCGUUUCUCUGUAGCGGUCUGACUUGAAUUAUAUCUUAUCUGUUCUCUUGACGCUGUGAGAGCACACCGUUUCAUGCUGUAGUUUCGUGCUGUAGAUAUAUUUACUGACUUCUGUAGAGAUCACUGUACUGAUGUAUAUCGAGUAUUUACACACAAAAACCUUAGAGCACCUUUUCUAUUUGACUUGUUCUCUGAGUAAAAAUGUAUUUUAACAGCAA